Messenger RNA from Salmo salar (Atlantic salmon), 4312 nucleotides. It is a transcript of the gene mad1l1, whose product is annotated as mitotic arrest deficient 1 like 1. The record is from RefSeq and is a predicted model, not a curated record. NCBI's taxonomy places the organism in Eukaryota, Metazoa, Chordata, Actinopteri, Salmoniformes, Salmonidae. Gene Ontology annotation, cellular component: mitotic spindle; kinetochore; nuclear envelope. Gene Ontology annotation, biological process: mitotic spindle assembly checkpoint signaling; attachment of mitotic spindle microtubules to kinetochore.
CUAUCUUUACAACGCAGCAGGUAUUCUCGCGAUAACAACACAGAUCUUGUUCUAGGAAAGGAGGGAGUUCAAAGUUAUGCUAGCUAACGUUAGCUGUUAGUAUCUAUAACUACCUAACUAGUCAAAAUUUUUUAAGGCCAGUUCUAAGAAGCUACAGCAACCUUGUAAACAGUUGACCACCAUGGACAUUGAGGAUGACACGACGGUGUUCGCCACUCUUAAGUCGUUGAAGAGUUUCAUCUCUCUCCCGGACACGUCUCGGAACCAGGGAGAACCAGCCCCGGUGCAGAGCGACGUCCUGCAGAAACAGUACCUGCAGAGAUUACAGUUGCUGGAGGCAGCAGAGAAGGUUCAGUCUAAGACCCAGCUGAUCCAGAUGGACCAGGAGAAGAGACAGAUGGAGAUCAGUCACAAGAGAGCACGCAUCGAACUGGAGAAGAACGCUACGCUGAGCGCUAGGGACUUUGAGCGUGAGGUGGACCGUAACCAGGACCUGCUGGGACGAAUCAGACGCCUGGAAGAGAGGGAGGCGGAGUCUAGCCAGAGCCUAUCGGAAAAGGCAGAGGCAAACCGUGCUCUCCGUCGGACCGUGGAGUCUCUCAACAGAAGGGUGGAGGAGAGGGACGGAUGGCUCAACACCUCUAACCAGAUGGUGAGUGGUUUAAAGGAUGAGAUCCGUGACCUGAAGCAGCAGAUUCAGACUCGGGACAACACCAUAUCUAAGCAGACACUGGAGAACCAGGGACUACAGGAACAAGUGGAGCUACAACACAGGAAGUACCAGGAAGUGUCUCAGCGGUGCCAGGCCCUCCAGUCAGCAUCGUCCACCUGCUCUGACCACGAACUCAAGAUUAAGGAGUUGGAGAGGAAGUUGGCUCUGCAGGAACAGGAUGUUGUCAUAGUGAAGAACAUGAGGUCAGAGGUUGCUAGGGUCCCGGAUAUGGACAAGGAGCUCCGACAGCUAAGAGAGGAGAACGUUUACCUCAGGGAGACGAGGGAGAACGUGAUCCUGCUGAAGGAGGAAACGGAGGGAUUGAGACGUAAGGUAGACCGGAUGGAGAAGAUGAAAGAGGAGAUGGUGAACGUGGAGCUGGAUAAGGAGAAACUGUCUCAGAAACUGCAGGCCUGGGAGAACCUGGGACAGUCUACUGGACUCAACAUACGGACACCAGAGGAUCUGUCCAGAGAGGUGAUUCAGAUCCAACAGCGAGAGAUCGCUGUCAAACAACACAACUACACUCUCACCAGCAGCUGUAGGUCAGUGGAGCGGUCUAAGGCUGACCUCCAGGGGGAGCUCUUGUCGCUACGUUCUAAAGCUCUAGAAGAACAGAAGAAGAGGGAGACCCAGGAAUCACUGGUCAGACGACUACAGAAGAGAGUGUUGCUGCUCACCAAGGAGCGUGAUGGGAUGCGUGCUAUCCUGGAGUCCUAUGAUAGUGAGCUGUCUUCUAGUGACUACACUCCUCAACUCAGCCGCAGACUCAGAGAGGCAGAAGAUAUACUGACCAAGACACAGAACCACAAUACAGAGAUGGAGGUUCUGUUGACUAAAGCCCAAGAGGAGGCUGGGGCCCUCAAACUACAAGUACAGACUAUGGAGUUGGAGCUGGAUGUUAUGAAGAAGCAGCAAGACUCUGUCACCGAGGGCAACCCCUUAGCAACGAACGAGGAAGUCAACACACUCCGGCUGAAGAUUGAGGAGUUGGAGGGAGAGCGACAGCGUCUGGAAGAACAGAACAAUGUUCUAGAGCUGAGGCUGGAGAGACACAACUUACAGGGAGACUACAACCCGGUCAAAACCAAAGUCCUCCACUUCAGUCUGAACCCUACGAGCAUGGCCAAACAGCAGCGUGUGGAGGAAGUGGAAGCGCUGAGGGCAGAAGUGGAGUGUUUGAGAGAACACCUCCGCUCACUGCAGACAGGGGGAGCUGUCCCUCUUGCUGCUGCUGCAGGAGAGACCAGCCUCAGUCUACCUCCCUCACAGGAGGUCCUGGAUCUGCGUAAACAGAUGGAGAGUGCUGAACUGAAGAACCAGCGGUUGAAGGAGGUGUUCCAGAGGAAGAUUCAGGAGUUCAGGACGGUGUGUUAUGUUCUGACAGGCUAUCAGAUAGACAUCACUACUGAGAACCAGUACAGACUGACCUCUGUCUACGCUGAACACAUGGACGACUCUCUACUGUUUAAGGCCAGUGGAGGUGUUGUGGGCAGUGGAGGCAGUAUGCAGCUGAUGGAGACAGAUUUCAGUAAAACCCUGAGAGAGAUGGUGGACCUCCAUCUGCACCACCAGAAGAGCAUACCAGCCUUCCUCUCUGCUGUGACCCUCGACCUCUUCAGCCGACAGACCACAGUCUGACUUGACCCUCGACCUCUUCAGCCGACAGACCACAGUCUGACUUGACCCUCGACCUCUUCAGCCGACAGACCACCGUCUGAAUUGACCCUUGACCUCUUUAGCCGACAGACCACGGUCUGACUUGACCUCUUGAGCCGACAGACCACGGUCUGACUUGACUCUCGACCUCUUCAGCCGACAGACCACAGUCUGACUUGACCCUCGACCUCUUCAGCCGACAGACCACCGUCUGAAUUGACCCUUGACCUCUUUAGCCGACAGACCACGGUCUGACUUGACCUCUUGAGCCGACAGACCACGGUCUGACUUGACUCUCGACCUCUUCAGCCGACAGACCACCGUCUGACGUCAAUCGACCUCUUCAGCCGACAGACCACGGUCUGACUUGACCCUCGACCUCUUCAGCCGACAGACCACGGUCUGACUUGACCCUCGACCUCUUCAGCCGACAGAUCACGCUCUGACUUGACUCUCGACCUCUUCAGCCGACAGACCACCGUCUGACUUGACCCUCGACCUCUUCAGCCGACAGAUCACGGUCUGACUUGACACACCCCCCCCGGGGUUGAGGGUGUCCUGUGAUGUUAUAUGACCUGUGACCUCAUUGUUUGACAUGUGAUGUCAUUGCCUUGACCUCUUCACAUAAUGGUUAAGGUUAGGAUUGGGGGAGGGGAAGCUGAUCCUAGAUCUGUCAUUGUUGUCUGACCUGUGAUGUUGUCAUGUGACCCCGAGGUGACCUAUGACCUCACUAUCUGACCUGUGAUGUCAUGGUGUCUGACUGACACAGCUGUGUGAUGGACUCUGAUGAUAAUAAUAUAAAGUUAAAUAAAAGGAGUCGCUGUCUAGACCUGUGUUGUUUCUCUGCAUGAAGUUACACAUUUGAUCACCUUACAAUAGAAUAUCAUUAUUUCUAGAUGUUAUGGAGGUUUUUAGGAUGACGGUGAGAAGAGGAAACAAGGGCCUUUGUUGACAUCAUACUUCAUUACGUUAAUUAUCUUAGUCUGUCACAAAUGGCACCCUAUUCCCUACAUAGUGCACUACAAGAGCCUGAAGGUAGUGCACUAGGUAGGUAAUAGGGUGACAGCCUCUUUCUUUAUAUAGUGUGAUCUCUGUAACCUUCAGUCAGAUGUUCUGUUAUUGUUUCACUACUUCCUGUAUUGAGCUCUUUAACCUUCAGUCAGAUGUUCUGUUAUUGUCUCACUACUUCCUGUGUUGAUCUUUGCUCUUCAGUUGUUUUUUGCAGAAGGUUCAUAUGGCUUCAUGUUGGACACACAGCCGUAUGUCAUUUUAAAUAGUGACACACAACGAACAUCUUGUUAUUUUCUUGUAAAUGGAAAGCAGUGAAAAAGGUAUAACCUGAAUGAGUUGAUUUGUCAUUAGAACAAACAGCUCUAUUACUUCUUACCUCUUAGUUUGUUUUGCUUUCUGAAUCCCAUUUCUGAGUCAAUCUACACUGAACAAAAAUAGAAACGCAACAUGUAAUGUAUGUAGCAAACAUUUCUCUACCAUAAGCCGCCUCCAAUGUCGUUUUAGAGAAUUUGGCAGUACAACCAGCCUUACAACCACAGACCACAUGUAACCACGCCAACCCAGGACCUCCACAUCCGGCUUCUUCACCUGCAGGAUCGUCUGAGACCAGCCACCCGGACAGCUUAUGAAACUGAGGAGUAUUUCUGUCUGUAAUAAAGCCCUUUUGUGGGGGAAAACUCGUUCUGAUUGGCUGGGCUAGGUCCCCAGGGGGAGGCUGUGCCCAUGGCUGUGCCCCUGCCCAGUCAUGUGAAAUUCAUAGAUUAGGGCCUAAUUAAUUUAUUUAAAUUGACUGAUUUCCUUCUAUGAACUGUAACUCAGUAAAAUUGUUGUGUUGCGUUUAUAUUUUUGUUCAGUAUAAUUAUGAUGCAUGUAUGUGUGGAAUAUUAUUUCAGACGUGAAUUGAGUGAAUAAAGAACUAAUCUAACUAGA